AUGACUUUUCCUGAAGUGGACAGUCGUAAAACUUCUGAUAAAGAGAGAAUUGAAAGCUUAUUAGAGUUAAACUUAAAUAAUAGUAGAUCUCAAAAUUUCGAAAUGACCGGAUCUAACCAAAAGCUAGAAACGAAUUAUCUGAAGAGCUUAGAGCUGUACCGAAAGAGCCAGGAAGUAUCUAGAACCUUCGGCCCAUCUAAUGCUAAUUAGGAAAUUAAUGAAUAUCCUGAUAAAACACCUAUAAAACAAUCUUAAACAUAGCAGCAUUCAAAUCCCAGCAUUGGUAAAAACAUUAAAGCAUUAGGGUUAAAAACAUUACAAUCGAACUAAAAUGUGAGACCAGAUUAUAAGUAGAAAAUCUAAAAACUUGAAACAACUUUGCAAAAUACACGAAUAUUUCUCAGUAUGGUGAUUCAUGAUAUGAGAAAUCCAACAAAUUCAAUUGAUUUUGCCUUGAAAGAAGUGCUUAAUCUUUUGGAUCUAAAUAAGCAAUCUGGACCGAAUAACCGAUCCAAUUUUAAGGGUUCAAUGUCUUUUGGUGAAAAGCACGCAAUGCUAAGAGAGAGCACAAAAAUCAACACUAACUCCUACAAUAAGAAAUUUACAUAGUCUUCAAAUCCAUUUGGAAGUUUUGGACCAUUUUCUAGCAUAAAAUGUGGAAAUAAUUUGCCUUCUUUUGAUUAAUAGCUGUAAUAAUAGCAAUCAAGAAACUAGAGUAACCCAUUUUCUAAAUUAUUAACCAAAGAGUUAAAUGUGAUUUAGGAAGAAUAAAAGGGAGAGGACAGCGUCUCCUUCAAGGUAAGCAAGAACUAAAACUUUAAGUUCGGUGAAUCCCCUCCUCAUACUCUAGAUGAUAUAGAUAUGCCUGAUGAAUUGAUUUCAGAGCGUAAAACCUCUAUAAAUCAGAUAAAAGAAAUGGAAAUUAAUGAAUCUUCUUCAAUUUUCUUGGAUAAGCAAAACUUUAGAAGAUUUGUUUAGCUCUCAGAUUUACCAGGUAUCAGCCUAUCAAUUAUAUAGCAUGACGCAUAGUAAUCUCAGAGACCAAUGAUAUAAUUUGAGCUGGAACAUGAGACUAUUGGACAUCCAAAUUUAUAAUCCAAUAGAUACUCGAGCAGAUAGUUGUUUAAUAGAGACUAACCAAGAAAUGAUAUAUCUUUCGGGCAUUGUCAGAUUACUGAGGCUUUCAUGAUAGAAAAUUAGAAUGGUCAUUAACCUUAGUAUUAUAACUCAGGAUAAAACAGUCCUACAAACGAAUUAGCACAAGAAGUUUUAAUGCAUUUUAAAGAAAAAGGAAUCCUUAUGAAUGAUUAUAAACGGUCUUAUGCAGAACAACUCUUGAAAAAUUCUUUGUUUGGUUCAACAAUGCUACUAAACUUAAUCAAUGAUCUGCUAGAUUUAGCGAAAAUGCAAAAUUCAAAAGAUGAUAAGUCAAAAGGUGAUCCUCGAAUAAUUUUGAAUCCUGUUUGGUUUAAUAUAUUUGAAACAGUCCAGAAAGCAAUAGAUACUAUAGAGUUUUAAGCUUAGUAAAAGAACAUUCAAAUCUUCAAUGAAUUCGAUGAAGAAGUUCUGGGAUAUUUUGUUUAAGUUUGGGAUAAAUAGAAGAUUUAGAAGUCAAAGGAAUAUGCUGCUCUUGAGAAUAUAAAAAAUAAUAAACCAAAGGAUAUGGAGGUGAAGACCUAGAGAAGUAGAAGUGUCAGUCUUAACAAUAAUGAUAUUAAUAAGCUCUAGACUAUAGAUAUGGAAAACAAUCAAUACUAUAUUGAUUUUAAGAUUCAGAUAAAAGAUUCAGGCUGUGGCAUUUCUAAGGAAAAUAUCAACAAAAUUUUUGUAAAUUUCGGGAAAUUAGACGAACAUAAAAAAAUCAAUUAAGGAGGAACUGGUCUUGGCUUAAGCAUUUGUAAAUCUUUAAUAGAGUUAAUGGGUGGAUCAGUAAAGGUUGAAAGUGAAAAAGAUGUUGGUACAACCUUUAUGAUGAGUCUCAAGACUAAAUAACGUAUGAAAAACUUUAAGAGCUUUAAUCCAUAUGCGGAGGAGUGUUCAUAACAUAUUCCAAAGCAAAAUUUUCAUUUUCAGAAUCAAAGCUAAUUAUUGGUUCCACCUGGUGUAGAAGAACAGACCUCAGAAAGAGCUUAAUCUAAAUACAGUGAAUAUUAGGCACUUACUCCAAUUGCCUAUUCUAAUGGGUUGCAUAUGAAUAACACCAUAGAAAGGCACAAGAAGUAUUCAGUAUUGAUAGCUAAUGAUGAGGUAUUUUAAUUGAUGAUAAUGAUGAGAAUUCUUCAAUAAUCUGACUUUAUAGUAGAUGAUGCAGAAAAUGGAAUGGGGGGUAUUGAGGCUUGCAAAAAGAUAAGAUUUAACGGAUUUCAAGGAAUUCAAGAUAUUUUCAAUGUUAAAGCUCACAACGAUCAGUCUGAUGAUUUCCUUUAGUAACCCCCAGUUAUGAUUGCACUUUCAGCUUUUGCAGAUGAAAGUAUAUAGAAUAGCUGUAUAGAAGCAGGAUUUGAUGAUUUCAUUGAAACGCCUUUGACAUCAGAUAAAAUUAGAGAAAAGAUCAUAAAGAAAUUAGAGGAUCGAGAAUAGGAGAAAAAUUACCUAUAAAUGAUAGAUGAAUCGCCCAUUGGAAGAGUGAUAUCAAUAGCUCCUCCGGGCUGCCAAAUGAUGUCUUGA
Messenger RNA from Stylonychia lemnae, 2667 nucleotides. The record is from the annotation of a GenBank genome assembly. NCBI's taxonomy places the organism in Eukaryota, Ciliophora, Spirotrichea, Sporadotrichida, Oxytrichidae.